GUAAAGAUGAUUCCGUCGUUUUUCGCAUUUCAAAAGAAAAAUAUAUUGAGUUAUCAUUAAAUCGACGAUCUCUGUCCGAUGACGGGGGAACCCCAAUAGAACACGGACCGUGUUGUGCCAUAUUUGGUGAAUUGAGUCAUUAUGCAUUGGACUUUAUAUUCUUACGCAAAUGAAGUCAUGCUUCCUGAUAUUUCUUUUUCCACAGCGAGUGUUAAAUGAGAAAAGGAGAUAGAAAACGUGUUAACACUAGGAAUUUUAAAUGUGGUCCUUCACCUAAAGUAUAUUCUGAUUUUUCCCAAUAAUUGUUGCAGAGUCCUCUGAUGCAUUAUCAAAGCGUCGAUGAAUUUUCACAUUAACAAAACAUGAAGUUAGAACACGAACUUACGCAUACAAAAUAGCAGGAUAAUUUUCUUAUAUGUCUUUUUUUUUUAUCUAAGUUUAUUUGAUUGGUGUGUGCAGAAAUUAAAUUAGACCUGGGAUUAAAUUACCGUUAUUGGAAUAAUGAAUAAGUUGGAUGGUUUGAUAGAAGUUUUAAGACUUCGAGAUAUAAGAGUGUUCAAGAAAGACCCCGAGGAAAAGUCCUUUGUAAAAUAUGACGAACUGGAUGAAGCGUAUUCCGAGGAAGAAGAUAAAAAGUCCCGUUUCCUUGGAUACUGUCCUUCAUGUACAUGCUGCAGAUGUAUCGCACAGCGCUACCUAGUGGCCGUGCUUAGCUGUAUAGGUUUUCUCAUCUCGUUCGGGAUUCGAUGUAACAUGGGGGUAGCUAUUGUAACCAUGACAAAAAACGAAACUUAUGGAGACGAAAACAAAGUCCCAACAAAAAUUCUCGAGGAUGGGGAAAACUCAACUGUAGCUAACAAAACGGUUCAUCCUUUUCUCCAUCUGCCCCAAUUCCUAUGGACCCCGGAAACCAUCGGUAUAGUGGAUAGUUCGUUUUUCUGGGGGUAUAUUGUGACCCAGAUUCCUGGGGGAUAUCUAGCUUCCAGAGUUCCUGCAAAUAGGAUAUUUGGAUUGGCUAUAGGAAUUUCUUCUUUUCUGAAUAUUCUUUUACCGGGAGCAGCUAGUGUCCACUAUGGGUUGGUCAUGGCAGUUCGAAUUUUGCAAGGAUUAGUUGAGGGUGUGACCUAUCCGGCUUGCCAUGGUAUCUGGAGACACUGGGCACCACCUCUAGAACGGUCUCGACUGGCCACCAUCUCAUUCUGUGGAUCAUAUGCUGGAGCUGUUCUAGGGAUGCCUCUUUCUGGAAUCUUGACAAAACAUCUCGGGUGGCAGUCAGGAUUCUACGUAUUUGGUAUCCUAGGCAUGGUGUGGUGCCUUUUCUGGAUGAUAUUCUCUUUUGAGAAACCCUCAACAAACCCUCAUAUCACACAGGAAGAGCGUAUUUACAUAGAAACGUCGAUAGCUGAGUCUGGCUGUCUAGUGGAUAAGGAUAUGAGGACUCCCUGGUUAAAGUUCUUUUCAUCCAUGCCCGUAUAUGCGAUAAUCGUGGCCAAUUUCUGUAGAAGCUGGACCUUUUACCUGCUAAUCAUUUCUCAGCCGAUGUAUUUCACUGAGGUGUUCCAUUUUGAUGUUUCCAAGAGUGGUAUUUUAGCCGCCCUUCCACAUCUUGUCAUGGCGAUCAUUGUUCCAAUAGGAGGAUUUAUAGCAGACAAGCUUAGGCAGCGCCUUCUGACUACUACUCAUGUCAGGAAAAUAUUUAAUUGUGGGGGUUUUGGUCUAGAGGCUUGUUUUCUGCUUGGAGUUGCAAUUACAAGAAACACAACAACAGCUAUCGUAUGUUUGACUCUAGCAGUUGGAUCCAGCGGGUUUGCCAUCUCAGGUUUCAAUGUCAACCAUCUGGAUAUAGCACCACGCUUUGCCAGUAUUCUGAUGGGAUUAUCUAACGGUGUGGGGACACUAUCAGGCAUGCUUUGCCCAGUUGUGACAGAACUUCUCACGAAGAAAGGGACUGCUGAUGAAUGGCAAAACGUCUUCAUCAUCGCAAGCGUGGUGCAUUUCCUCGGCAUCAUAUUUUAUGGCAUCUUCGCUUCCGGCGAGAAGCAGCCGUGGGCAGAACCACCAGAAGAAGAUAGGUGGCGUCCUGAAGAUACUCUUAAAGCAGAUGGUUCGGGAAAAUUGUUUUCUUAUGGUGCUUUUCAUGGGUAUGAUGCAAACCAAGCAGAGGAGAAAAUGAACGGAGGGGUUAUAUCAAACGGACAUGUAGCAAACGAGUUUCAAGGGAAUGGAGAAUAUGGCGGAUUUGAUAAAAGUGAGGAAUAUUAUAACAAUGGAUAUGGAGGGGAUUAUGGGAAAAGAAUGUCGUUUGAUGCACCGUUAUAUAAUACUAAAGAGGAACUUGUACAGGUGCAAUCAAAAGAUAGUUAUCUAAAUGACAAGAGAGAAUUAUAAUAAUUGUGAUAGUAUUAGGUACAACUUUUGGAUUUAGAUCAUGAAAUCACCAUUCCACAACGAUCUCGUUGCUAUUUCGAGAAUAUCAUUGCAUUGCUCUUCACUAAUUUAUAGAUAGAUUUACUUUACUUAUAUGUUGUACAAGUUUAGGAGUUAAACUAAAUCGUGGUUAGAUUAUUUGUAUCAUUGAUAAUUAAUCAAUCAUAUUAAGAGUGAGAAGUAUUAACAAAAACAAUAUGAUAAUCUUGCCUUGUUUAAGAAAACACUGUCAGUACUUUUAAUAUUGUCACAAACAAAAGAUGCUGUUAAGAUUAAGUAUUUAAAUCUUUUGAAUAGUGUGAAAUAAAUAGUGAAACACACAAAAAAGGUUCAUAAUUAUGGAGUCCUGUUUUAUUUCACUGUGUUUGACACUUUAUAAGUGUUAUGUUUUGUUCAAGUUUAUAAUGUUCUAUUGGUACUUGUUAAAAUAUUGGAGGUAUAAGUUUUGUUUUGCAUGACAUCAUGAUAAUUUUCCUUUCAAUGUGAUACAGAUACAUAGGUUUCGAGUCUUUAAUUUACCUAUAUUUCUAGAUAUCCCGAGAAUUCAAUGCUUUUUGGAUAUUUUAUUAAUUCAAA
Saccostrea echinata is the source of this 3003-nucleotide messenger RNA. Its product is annotated as vesicular glutamate transporter 1-like. Gene Ontology annotation, cellular component: synaptic vesicle membrane; excitatory synapse. Gene Ontology annotation, biological process: synaptic transmission, glutamatergic; neurotransmitter loading into synaptic vesicle; transmembrane transport. NCBI's taxonomy places the organism in Eukaryota, Metazoa, Mollusca, Bivalvia, Ostreida, Ostreidae. Gene Ontology annotation, molecular function: L-glutamate transmembrane transporter activity; neurotransmitter transmembrane transporter activity. The record is from RefSeq and is a predicted model, not a curated record. The transcript is spliced from 12 exons. Bases 502 to 2388 code for a protein of 628 amino acids.